AUGGACGGUGGUGCACCCUAUAAUCCUCGUUUGGUGGAAGAUGUAUUCAGAGAUUUCAAGGGCAGGCGUAAUGGCUUGAUCGAAGCUCUCACCACAGAGAAGGAUAACCUAUGCCUUAAAGGAUUUCCUAGUGGGCAGUGGGAAGUUAGUGUGCCGGCUGAAGAACUGCCUCCAGAGCUUCCAGAACCAGCUUUAGGUAUAAACUUUGCCCGAGAUGGAAUGCAAGAAAAGGACUGGUUGGCUCUUGUUGCUGGCCAAAGUGAUGCAUGGCUACUCUCUGUUACUUUCUACUUUGGUGUUAGAUUUGGUUUUGGGAAAGCUGACAGGAAGCGUCUAUUCAACAUGAUAAAUGAUCUCCCUACAAUCUUUGAAGUUGUAACUGGUGCUGCAAAGAAGCAUUUGAAGGAAAUAUCAUGUGUGUUCGAUGGCAGCAGUAAAUCCAAGUCGAAUUCAAAAUCGGGCAAAAUGGCCAAGGCAGAACGAGUGGAGGAGGGAGCAAAUGAAGAAGAUGAAGAUGAGGACGAGCAUGGUGACACUCUAUGUGGUGCAUGUGGCAAAAAUUACGGUACAGACGAGUUUUGGAUCUGUUGCGAUAUAUGCAAGAGGUGGUUCCAUGGCAAGUGCGUGAAGAUCACACCUGCACGGGCCGAGCACAUGAAGCAGUACAAAUGCCCCAGCUGCACUACCAACAAGAGAACCCCGUCCUUGACUGGUCAAAUGUUUGAUAGUCGUGGAUUAAUUAGCAUGUCUCAGUCUCUUAAUUAG
Messenger RNA from Striga hermonthica, 765 nucleotides. The record is from the annotation of a GenBank genome assembly. Lineage: Eukaryota; Viridiplantae; Streptophyta; Magnoliopsida; Lamiales; Orobanchaceae.